Tricharina praecox is the source of this 1081-nucleotide messenger RNA. RefSeq lists its product as uncharacterized. The transcript is spliced from 2 exons. The coding region runs from base 94 to 579 and encodes 161 amino acids. The record is from RefSeq and is a predicted model, not a curated record. Lineage: Eukaryota; Fungi; Ascomycota; Pezizomycetes; Pezizales; Pyronemataceae.
GCGAGAGAGAGAGCGAGGGAGGGCUUCCGAGCGAAGGAAAGUUCAUCCCUUUUUCCUCCGUUUCAUAUCUCAUCGCUUGUCCUUUCGAAAAGAAUGAAAGAAAGCAGAAAGCCUCCGCGUUCCACCACUACACAUCCUUACGUGACGGGGGAAACGGGAGCUCCGGCCGCGUGCGGUUUCCGAAAGCGGCACUUAGAGCAUGCUGCUCAAUCCAUCAUCUUCGUCAAGCGGGGAAGCUUCGUGCUUUGCUCUGCUCUGCUCUUUUCUUCUCCGCUUUGCUUCUACUCCGCUCCGCUCUGCUCUGUUCUUCCCGUUCCGCGCGCUUUAGGAUCACCGCGGGCCCCGGAUCUGUUCCGGCCCAUCAGCGGACUUCCGAAGGGAGCAAAUCUCUCUUUUUUUUCUUGCUUUUUUUCUUUUUUCUUUACGCCUCGCUUUCGAUUGACGCGUCCGUCGUCCGUCGCCCAUCGCCCGCCCGCCCGCCAUCCGUCGCUUUUCCCGCUCAAUUCCCCUUUUUAUUCCCGAUUGGGAGCUAUGAAGGGAGAGCAGAGCUCUUGGAUGUCGCGCAUGCACGACGGGUAGGUAAGUUAGAGUCCUCUACCCGUGUCGAAAGAAAGGAGAAGAGCGAGAGAGAAAGAGCUGUCUGUCCUUGGAGCAUCUCACCUCACCCUACCUCACCUCCUGUCCAAUCCUGUGCUGCUGUCGGCGCAGAGCUCAGGAGCUCUCUCCUCUCCACCCGCUCCUUUCGUAUCCACCCAGCAUCUCAUCUCGCUUGCCUAUCAUAUCGGCUCGUCCUCAGUUCCAUAUUUUUGCAAGCUGCCAUUUUGAUCGUCGACAUGAUCCCCGCGCGCCUUCCCACUUCUCAAUAUAAUUGUAAUUUCCGCCCUUGCCUCCAUAGAAUUCAAUUAGACCCAGCACUACCACGGUACUCUAGUUAGAUGCUCCAAGUGGAUAACUAGCUAUCGACACGCGAUACUUGAUGGUUGAUAGUUGAUCCCGUUUUCCCGCUCUGCCGAGGAAUGUGUUCGAGUAUCCGUCCGUGAUGUUCUUUGGUCAACUACACCUGAGAAGUAGUUGAUCACCG